Cinara cedri is the source of this 378-nucleotide messenger RNA. NCBI's taxonomy places the organism in Eukaryota, Metazoa, Arthropoda, Insecta, Hemiptera, Aphididae. The record is from the annotation of a GenBank genome assembly.
AUGCUUAAUAGCAUUUCAGACCUACCGUUGCAUAAGGAAGGGGUAUGUAAACCAAAACUGAAGUCACGUAUACCAUGUAUUUAUCGAGUGGAAGAAAUAAAAACAGAGAAGGAACAAAUGCCUGAUACAUGGGAAUCUGAAUGGAGUAAGAAUAAACCUGUAAAUGAAAAUUUGGUCGAGAAUAUUCAUACACUUCAACCAGUGAUGGACUUGCCUAGAAAACAGUGGGUAAAGUUUAACAGGUUUCCUACAGGGAAAGGAAUAUGUAAUAGCCUAAUGUAUGAAUGGAAACUCUGUGUUAGCGAAAAAUGUGACUGCGGGAAGGAAGACCAUGGACCAUAUCCCUCAAGAAUGCCCCCAAAGAUGAUACAGUGGUAA